Molecule: messenger RNA, 715 nt
Organism: Momordica charantia (bitter melon)
Lineage: Eukaryota; Viridiplantae; Streptophyta; Magnoliopsida; Cucurbitales; Cucurbitaceae
Gene: INH3
Product: inhibitor-3
Cellular component (GO): nucleus
Molecular function (GO): protein serine/threonine phosphatase inhibitor activity; protein phosphatase 1 binding
Source: RefSeq, a predicted model, not a curated record
GGCAUGGAAUUAGGAAUAUUCGAAUACAACUUGGUGGCAAGGAUGGUGAUACCCGCGGGCCGUCUAUUCCGUUGGUGGGAAAUGAAAAGGGCCAUCGCAGCAGGCUUGGUCUUCCUCAUUUCUCAUUCCGAGAAGAGAGCGAUUCUGGAUCAGCCAUGGCCAGGGCACCGAUGAGCGCCGCCGGAGCAUUGACGUCGUCCUCCCCUUCCCUCACCAGCACCGUCGUCUUGGGCACCGGAUCCUCUUCGUCCACUUCUUCGUCGUCUCAGCAGCCCGAAACCCUAGUGCUCCGUCUCAAUCGGAAGAAGAAGAAGGUUUCUUGGAAGGAAGGGACCGUCGACAACGAGUUCAUGCAGAAGAAGAGCUCGAAGAAGUGCUGCAUAUUCCACAAGCAGAAGCCGUUUGACGAGGACGACAGCGAUCAGGAAGAUGAUGCCCACGGGGAUAAUCACAAUCACGAGAAUGGAAGCCCUUGCUGCUCUAGGGGAAACGGCGGGGAUGAUUCCAGUAGAAUCAGUCGGUAAUCCGAAUUUCGAUGUAAAGCUGGUUACAGAAUUCGCGAUUUUAUCGUUUUGAUUGUCAGAUUCUCUUAAAUUUUUUUUCCCGUUUGUCGAAGUAAUUGAUCAACGAUAUGUUAUUUUACUAAUCGAGGGGGUUUCCCUAUAAUUCGAGUCGUUAUAGGUGGGUGUAACGUGCCAUCGUUUUACCAGUGGAA